AUGGCUCGCUCCGCGGGAAAGGCGCAUCAGUCGCUCAAUGUCUUCAAAAAGCCCCUCGGUCUCUUCAGCAAGGAGCCUAUGACAGGCUUCUACCGAAACGGAUUCUGCGAGGUCGGGCCCGACGAUCAGGGGAACCACUCGGUCGCUGCAACCCUCACAGAUUCCUUCCUAGACUUCAGCGCCUCCCGCGGCAACAACCUGCGCUCCAUCGGACUCACGGCCGGCUGCAAGUGGUGUCUCUGUGCUGCGCGCUGGCGGGAGGCCAUGGACCACGCCGAGAGGAGUGGGGAGAACGUGGUGCCGAAGGUGCAUCUGCACGCCACAAGCGAGCGGGCGCUGGAUGUCGUCGGGAUCGAGAAGUUGAAGAAGUACGCCGCAGAGCCCGAGGUGGGCAACGCGAGCAACGUUGCGCAGGGGCCCGGAGGCAUGGGGGGAGCCGUCAAGGAGCACAAGGAUAUGUCGAGUCGGGCGAGCAUGACGACGAGGGACAACAAUGGUGUCUGA
Drepanopeziza brunnea f. sp. 'multigermtubi' MB_m1 is the source of this 504-nucleotide messenger RNA. RefSeq lists its product as uncharacterized. The record is from RefSeq and is a predicted model, not a curated record. NCBI's taxonomy places the organism in Eukaryota, Fungi, Ascomycota, Leotiomycetes, Helotiales, Drepanopezizaceae.